AUGAGGAUCACUCUUAAAAUCUGCUUAUAUUUUUUAUUUAACUGUAUCUCAGCUUCAGUCCUUAGUUCAGGCAUCUGUCAGCUCCAGGGACACUUCAAUUUGAACGGGAUGUUCCAGGAUGGAGAUCUUAUAAUUGGAGGACUGUUUGAAGUUCAUUUCCUCACAGUGUUCCCAGAGCUGAGCUUCAGAAAAGAGCCAGAACCUCCAUACUGUGAGCAGUUUGAUAUGGCAAGUUUCCAGCAGGCUCAGACUAUGGUCUUUGCUAUAGAUGAGAUCAAUAAGAAUCCAAGCCUGCUUCCUAACAUCACUCUCGGUUACUACCUUUAUGACAACUGUGUAAAGUUGGGAGUGGCAUUCAGAGCUGCCACAGCUCUCGUUAGUGGGACAGAGGAGUCAUUCUCUAACGUAAAAUGUGCUGGCCCACCACCAGUGAUUGCUGUUGUAGGGGAUCCUGGAUCUACUCACUCAAUAGCAAUCUCGAGUGUACUGGGGCUGUUUAGAGUGCCUAUGGUUAGCUACUUUGCAACCUGCUCCUGUUUGAGUGACAGGGAAAAGUACCCCUCUUUCUUCAGAACGAUCCCUAGUGAUGCCUUCCAGGUGCGAGCUAUGGUUCAGAUCUUAAAGCAUUUUGGAUGGACCUGGGUAGGUCUACUCUACAGUGAUGACGACUAUGGCUUCCAUGCCUCUCAGUCAUUCCACCAAGAUGUGCAGCUAUUUGGAGGGUGUGUUGACUUUUCUGAAAUGCUACCACGUGAUAAUAACCUUAGAGAUAUUCACAAUAUAUUGGCAGUGAUUCAGGCCUCUACAGCUAGAGUCGUGGUGGUGUUCUCCACAGAAGCCUACUUGUUACCAUUGAUGGAUGAGGUGGCAUUGCAAAAUGUAACAGGCAGGCAGUGGAUUGCAAGUGAAGCCUGGGCCACCUCACCUGUGUUUCACACUCAGCGUCUCUUGCCCUUUCUGGGGGGCACACUGGGUAUCGCUAUCAGGCGUGGGGAGAUCCAGGGACUUCGUGAAUUCCUGUAUUGCCUUCGUCCUGACAGCAAUCCAAGAAAUAAUAUGGUAAGAAUAUUCUGGGAGAACAUGUUUGGGUGCAAUUUUGAGACUGGAGGAAGAAAAAUAGAGGUAGAGGGGGAAAGAAAGGUGUGUACAGGGGAAGAAGAUCUGAUCAGCACAGACACACCUUACACUGAUGUAUCAGAGCUGAGGGCCUCUUAUAACGCAUAUAAAGCAGUUUAUGCCCUGGCAUAUGCGCUUCAUGACCUGAUGCAGUGUGAGGAGGGGAAAGGACCAUUUAGUGGGAACAGCUGUGCUGACAUAAUAAACCCUCAGCCCUGGCAGGUAGUCCAUUACCUACAGAAAGUUAACUUCACCACAAGUUUUGGGGACCAUGUGUCAUUUGAUGAGAAUGGAGAUGCUCUGGCCAUUUAUGAUGUGAUGAACUGGCAGCCAAAUUCAGAUGGUGCAAUAAGGGUCAGCACAGUAGGUGUGGUGAAUGAAGGGGCUACAGAAGGGAGGGUGCUCACACUGGAUGAGGAUGCAAUAUUCUGGAACUUUGGAAACAAAAAACCCCCAAAUUCUGUAUGCAGUGAGAGCUGCCCCCCUGGCACCAGAAGAGUCAGGAAAAAAAGCCUUCCUAUAUGCUGUUUUGACUGCCUGCCAUGUGGAGAUGGAGAGAUUUCUAAUACAACAGAUGCUAUUGAGUGCACACUGUGUCCAGAUGAGUUCUGGUCCAAUCCAAGUAAAGAUCAGUGUGUUCCAAAAGAAGUAGAGUUUCUAUCCUAUGAGGAACCUUUGGGCAUCUCUCUGACCACUGCUUCCCUACUCGGCUCAUGCUUCUGUGCUCUUGUGAUGGUCAUCUUCUCUCAUCAUCGAAACACUCCUGUAGUACGUGCCAACAAUUCAGAGCUCAGCUUUCUGGUGCUGUUGUCACUCAAACUGUGUUUUUUGUGUGUGCUGCUGUUCAUUGGCCAACCUCAGUUAUGGACGUGUCAGUUAAGACAUGCUGUAUUUGGCAUAAGCUUUGUUCUGUGCGUCUCCAGCAUCCUGGUCAAGACUAUGGUGGUAAUAGCUGUGUUUAAGUCAUCCCGACCUGAAGGUAAAAAUGCAAUGAAAUGGUUUGGAACAGCUCAACAAAGAGGCACAGUCAUGGCACUAACUGCCCUCCAGGUUGUGAUUUGCACAGUCUGGUUAACUACUGCAUCCCCAACACCCUAUAAAAACAGUCAGUAUAUUAACUCCAAAAUAGUAUAUGAAUGUGCUAUAGGUUCAGUGGCUGGUUUUUCUAUGCUGCUGGGAUACAUUGGACUGUUGGCAGCAGUAAGCUUCCUGUUAGCCUUCCUGGCAAGAAACCUUCCAGAUAAUUUUAAUGAAGCUAAAUUCAUUACAUUUAGUAUGUUGAUCUUCUGUGCGGUGUGGAUUGCAUUUGUUCCAGCAUAUGUGAGCUCACCAGGGAAAUAUGCAGUGGCUGUCGAGAUAUUUGCCAUUUUAGCUUCUAGUUUUGGAUUACUGGUGGCCAUUUUUGCCCCAAAGUGCUACAUCAUCCUUUUACAUCCAGAGAGAAACACUAAAAAAGCCAUCAUGGGAAGAGCCACUCAAAAGAAAUAG
Molecule: messenger RNA, 2604 nt
Organism: Carassius auratus (goldfish)
Lineage: Eukaryota; Metazoa; Chordata; Actinopteri; Cypriniformes; Cyprinidae
Product: extracellular calcium-sensing receptor-like
Exons: 6
Coding region: 1-2604 (867 amino acids)
Biological process (GO): G protein-coupled receptor signaling pathway
Cellular component (GO): plasma membrane
Molecular function (GO): G protein-coupled receptor activity
Source: RefSeq, a predicted model, not a curated record